GUAAGCCAAGUAAGCCAUUAUCAAAACGCACAAAAACUCACACACUCGACGCUUCUGUCCCUUUUUCUCGAUUUCUCCUUUGAAAAAGGGUUCAAUGUUCAAUUCCGAUUCGAAAAUAAAAAGUUUCUCUUCCUAUUUUCAAGCUCCCAAUUAGGGUUCUGACUUUCUCAAAGGUUUGAGGUGGUUAAUUUUAAGAUACUUUGUGGUGGAAAAAAGUUGAGAGAAAGCUAUGAUACUAUACUUAAGCGUUAGCUAAUAAGAAUGCCGGGCAUUCCUUUAGUGGCUCGUGAAACCUCCUCCUAUUUAAGAAGCACAGAUCAGAUGUGCCGAGAAGAUUCCCGCCUGCAUUUAUCUGCAGAAGAGGAAAUUGCUGCUGAAGAGAGUCUAUCUAUUUAUUGCAAGCCUGUAGAACUCUAUAACAUUCUUCAAAGACGUGCUGUGAGAAAUCCAUCAUUUCUUCAAAGAUGUCUGCGUUACAAAAUUCAGGCAAAACACAAAAUGAGAAUACAAAUGACAGUGUCCGUGUCAGGGAUUGUGAAUGAAGGUGUUCUGACUCAAAGUCUUUUUCCUCUAUACAUCCUGUUGGCAAGACUAGUUUCUGAUGUUGCGGUUGCAGAGUAUUCUGCAGUUUAUCGUUUCCGUCGGGCAUGUAUCUUGACUAGCUUCACUGGCAUUGAGGGCAGCAAUCAAGCUCAAGCUAAUUUUAUUCUCCCUGAGAUUAACAAGCUAGCUAUAGAGGCCAAAUCUGGCUCACUUGCCAUUUUGCUUGUCAGCUUUGCAAAUGGUGGAGGAUGCUGCCUAUGGGGUAGGAUUCCGUUGGAGUCACUAUAUAUGUCAUUGGAGAAAUCCCCAAACUUGAGUUUGGGACAAAGAGCUGAGAUAACAUUGCCCGUCGAGAUGCAUUCUUGCUUAUUGAAGUUGAAUUGUUUGAAUGAGGACAAAUGCAUCUUAAUCCAAAAUUCCAGCAAUUCUUUAUCAAUGAACCAAUCACUGCAGCUGCAGGUCAUCAUUUCUGCUGAGGAGGCUGGGGCAAAGGAAAAAUCUCCCUAUAACUCAUACACAUGCAGUGGCGUUUCUUCUUCAUCGCUGUCUCAUAUUAUUCGGUUGAAGAGAGGGAGUCAUCUUAAUUACAGAUAUACAAGCAACAAGUUACAGAGGACUGAAGUAACUGAAGACUUCUCAUGCCUCUGCUUGGUAAAAUGUGCAAGCUUUAAGGGUCUGGAGUAUCACUUGCCAGCAUCCCAUGAUCUCUUCAACUUGAAUUUUGGGUUGGUAACUGAAGAGUAUCAAGCUGUCAAUGAUGUGUCGGUCAAAACUGAUUGGAGAUCUGAGAUUGUUGCAGAUGGUGUUGAUCCUAAACAACACUUCUUCUUUUGCUCAAAGCAAUUAAGGCGUAGACGACCAAAGAGCCUAGUUGCAAGGCAUGUGAACUGUUUUCUUAGAACCAAAUCGCCAGCAGGAGACUGUGACCGUACACUCCUUCAGAAGCGACAGUUUUUUCACUCACAUAGAGCACAGCCAAUGGCAAUAGAUCAAGUAAUGUCUGACAGAGACAGCGAGGAUGAGGUUGAUGAUGACGUUGCAGAUUUUGAAGAUCGAAGGAUGCUUGAUGAUUUUGUAGAUGUAACCAAAGAUGAGAAGCAAAUAAUGCAUUUGUGGAACUCUUUUGUGAGGAAGCAAAGGGUGUUGGCAGACGGUCACAUUUCAUGGGCAUGUGAAGCAUUUUCAAAAUUACAUGGGCGUGACCUUGUCAAAGCCCCAGCUCUCAUCUGGUGUUGGAGAUUAUUCAUGAUCAAGCUGUGGAACCACGGCCUCCUCGAUGCGCGAACCAUGAAUAAUUGUAAUAUUAUUCUGGAACAAUACCAAAAGCAGGGUUCGGAUCCUGUAAAAGGCUAAAGAGAUGUAAUUUAUGCUUAUUUUUUUGGUAAACAAUGAUGAUGCAAAAAUGUCGCUCACCAGUUACAUCCUAAGUCUUACAUGCCCAUUUCAGCCAACUGUUUCGCUGUAGUUGUGUACAAUCGACUGGUAUAAUUCCAUAUAUUUCUUUGUUUUUUUCAA
This is a messenger RNA of Theobroma umbraticum, 2058 nucleotides long. The record is from RefSeq and is a predicted model, not a curated record. Lineage: Eukaryota; Viridiplantae; Streptophyta; Magnoliopsida; Malvales; Malvaceae.